Messenger RNA from Petromyzon marinus (sea lamprey), 1951 nucleotides. Its product is annotated as alpha-tocopherol transfer protein-like. Gene Ontology annotation, cellular component: membrane. The record is from RefSeq and is a predicted model, not a curated record. Gene Ontology annotation, molecular function: phosphatidylinositol bisphosphate binding. Lineage: Eukaryota; Metazoa; Chordata; Hyperoartia; Petromyzontiformes; Petromyzontidae.
UGCGCGUGCGUGUGACAUCACAGAGCGCACAACACAACCACCACCACCACCACACACACACACGCUUCCGUCUCGAACUCUCACCACUCAGCGGCCACCGACUCGCAGCUGUCCCCGCUCCACACUCUACACAACACACACACUCAGUACACAACACACACACUCAGUACACACACACACUCAGUACACACACACACACACGCAGCACACACACACACUCAGCUCGUACUCACACAGUGCAACACACGCGCAGCACACACAGCGAUGGCAGGGGGCUACGUGUGCUCGCUGUCGCCCGAGCUGGUGGAGAGGGCUCGCGUGGAGCUGGGAGAGAACCCCGAGACGAGGGCCCAGGAGGUGCAGAAGCUGAGGGAGGCGCUCGCUCGUCGCCCCGACAUCCCGGCCCGGACGGACGACGCCUUCCUGCUGCGGUUCCUGCGAGCCAGGAAGUUUGACCACGAGAAGACCUUCAAGCUCGUGGAGAGCUACUACAAGUGCCACGAGACCUGGCCAGACAUCUUCCAGAAUUUCCGACCGUCCGCAGUGAAAGCGUUGCUGGGCAGCGGCUUCAUCCGCGUGUUGCCAGAGCGGGACUCCAAGGGCAGACGCGUCAUCAUACAGAGUCCCGGAAAGUGGAAUCCUUCGACGACUCCCAUGAUGGACAAUAUCAGAGCGAUGUACAUGACGAUGGAGCUGCUGAUCCAGUCCGAGGAGACGCAGGUGAACGGGAUCACCAUCCUAGCAGACCACAAGGGCGUGCGCCUCGCCCACGUCACCAACUUCACCCCUUCUCUUAUGAAGAAAAUAACCACAGUGAUGCAGGAUGCAUUUCCAAUACGAAUAAAGGGACAUAACACAGUUAAUGAGCCAUCGAUAUUCAAAGCCAUGUUCGCCUUGAUGAAGCCCUUUUUGAAGGAGAAGAUGCGAAAGCGGAUGAUAUUCCACGGCACGGACUUCCUGUCGCUGCACAAGCAAAUCUCUCCCGACAUCCUGCCAGCAGAGUACGGGGGCACGGCGCCCGGGAUCUCCGCCGACACCUGGGCCCAGGAGCUGCUCGCCGCCGAGCCUUACUUCCUCGAAGCGUUUGGAGGCAUCGUCUUCAAGAAGGAUUUGCCCGCGGAGGUCCUCACGGACGAGGAUAAGAAGCUGCAGGCAGAUUUUAGGCGGGUCAUUGAGGAGGUAGAGCCCGACGAGGAGUGGACCAAGCUAUAGAUCGCCUGCACUCGCGUCCGGCCUGAGGGCCUGCACCUCGAGCCAAUCAGAAAUAAGUAGAGCUGAGCUACACGAUUGUUUAAGCGAUUGAUUAUUGAAUCUAAUGGUUCAAUUAAUUACUGUUGAAAAAAUAAGAAAAUAUUCGGGGGCGGGGGGGGAGUGUCAUCUGUGUUCUCACAUUGUGCCACUGGACUGGGGAGGUGAUGGGUGGGAGUCACCAGGAUCAUCAUCAGCCGCAUAAUGCUGGAUGUGGCUUGUAGGGAGUUUCCUGUCUUCUUUUUUAAAGGUGGCAAUUAAUAAACUACAAAAAGUCGAUAACAGGUUCUAGUCGAUCGAUCGUCAGUGUUUCUAUGUUAAAAUGACCUCACCCACGUGAGGCCAAGAGAGGGCAUUAGAUAAUAUGAGACACACAUCACUGUUGUUGAUGCCAUGAGUGGCUGGAUUGCUUUUCUUAGAUCUGCCCUCUGCUGGCAACAGUUGGUGGUGUUAGUUGUAGAGACGCACGGUCCUGUAAACUGCGUACACAAUUGCUGCUGCACGAUGUAACCUGUUAAAGUUUAUCGAAGAGUCAUCGUUAUUUGGGUUAUCUUGUCAAGUCAUGAAAGGCAGAGGCUUACUUUAGAGGCAUACGUAUUGUGCACCAUUAUGAAUAAAUACAAUAUUUGCAUAAUACAUAAUAAAGGUUUUUGGGUUAGAUCGCGUUUAUUUAUAAAUGUGUCGUAACCCUCCACCACCCGAC